Messenger RNA from Brienomyrus brachyistius, 2195 nucleotides. RefSeq names its product pleckstrin homology-like domain family A member 3. The coding region runs from base 600 to 989 and encodes 129 amino acids. The transcript has 2 exons. Gene Ontology annotation, molecular function: phosphatidylinositol phosphate binding. The record is from RefSeq and is a predicted model, not a curated record. Gene Ontology annotation, biological process: positive regulation of apoptotic process. NCBI's taxonomy places the organism in Eukaryota, Metazoa, Chordata, Actinopteri, Osteoglossiformes, Mormyridae.
AACCGUAACGUUCAGUAAGCGUUACUGGAACAAAAAAAAUGUUAGGAGGGUUAGAACAGCUAGCAAGUUCAAAUAAGCGCUCACUUCACACCCAGAUUCUGUUUAAAAAGCCUGCAUGAAAUGCGCUUUUCGUCAAUGAGUCUCAGCGAGUAAGUGAGUAAGUGAGAGUAAGGCUGAGACGGGUUAAACGCAGCGGUCAGCCAUGACAUCAUGUGCCGGGGCUGGGCUGACGGCGGGGCGGCAGGGCUCCGGCAGGAGCGGACACAUCCAGAGGAGCGCAGCUGGAAACGGCACCGGGAUUACGCCUUCCGACACAGGGUCCGGGAAAAACUAGCUGGGUAUUAAGGUAAAUGAAAUAAAUGAAACUGAACAAAAAUACGUAAAGUUUAGACAAAUCCUGCCCCUCGGCAUUAUAAUCAUUAACCGCUUCAAGUGUUUAGAAAGCGGAUAAAAAACUUUAAAUUUUGCAACUCGAUUGUAAGAUGUAAUAAAACUCAAAUAGAUCUAUUUUUGACUGGUUUAUAAUAAUAAAAAGGACAGGAGGAAUAUAGGGGUACGGUAAUUUAGGAGGAGGGAAGCGGGGUGCCGGUCCCUAAACAAUGAAUUCACAGAAAGUGAUGAAGGAGGGAGUGCUGGAGAAGAGGAGCAACGGGCUACUGCAGCUCUGGAAGACCAAGCGCUGCGUCCUGACGGAGGACGGGCUGCGCCUUCACGGCCGCCGGCGCGCCAGCGACGGGACACUCGGCUUCAGCGCCGCCGCCAAGGAGCUGCGCUUCGAGCGCAUGGCCGCCGUAGACUGCGUGGAGCACAAACGGGGACUCAUCUACUUCACCAUCGUGAUGGCCGGCGGCCGGGAGAUCGACUUCAGGUGCCGGCAGGAUGGCACCGCUUGGAAUGCCGAGAUCGCGCUGGCACUCGUGCGCUUCAAGAACCUACUGGCCGUGCGGCACCGUGCGCACCCGGGCAGCGCCGAGGAGGGCGGCUGCUGAUGGCGGCCUGGAAGGACACAUUGCAGGGCUGGAACAGCAGGCGAUCUUGUGUUCUUCAGCACCUUACUGCCUAGGACCUUAAGAACACAGACGGCUGGGGUGUCCACAGGAUCUUCCCUGAAAUCAUGUGAAAUCACGCAGAACCAAAGGCUAGAACCCUUUCCAGUAUCUGACCCUGUCAUAAACGCUCACGCUGACGCGGGCAAACCACGGAUGUAGAAACACCCCAUCACGGAGAGGCGGGUACCUGUGGCAUCAAGUCCACAUUCUUGGCUGACUGGCAUCACAGACCACAUGGGAUUCCUUUCAUCCUGGCUGAAAACUGGAGUAUUUUGAGUUUCUUCAUCUCACACACAGCACAGCAGAAUGCGACCAUUUUGCGUUUAAGAAUCCCGAACCUCCCAUCUUACACCUGAGAAUUGUUCUUUUAUGUUAUCCUUUUGACAUCUUUCUUGUUUUAUUUUACAUAUUUAAUGACAAUCAAGCCCUCGGACAUUGCGGGCGAUGUGAGCAGUUAGCGGCAGGGAGGCGGGGCAGGCCGAAGCAGUGAGUCACUCCACGUUUUUAUUGGCAUGAGCGAGACCCUUUGGCUCAGGGAGGGAAACCAGAGAAGGACGGCCUUUCAGCUCAAGGGCUCCUUGGCGAAAAAAGCACCUGUGGUCUUUCUCAGAACGGAAAAUCGGAUCACUUGGAAUUUCCUGGGAUUCCGUCCGGGUCAUGGUCAAAUAUUUAAUUAAUUUGCUGCGAGUCGCACCCAUGAAAAGUGUCCGACAGAUGCGCAGAUAGGGAAAUAUCUGUGUCAAAGACCAUAAUGUAAUGUCUACACAAGCAACCCAAUCAAACCCCAGAAGGUAAUUGAGCAGGAGGAGAUGAUACAGUCAUCUCACGCUCACCAGAGUUUUGGGUGAAUGUAGCUCUAAGAAAGAACCUGUUGUCAUUGAUAUUUUUACAUUUUUGUCUUUAAAGGAGAACCGUGUUCAGGUACUGCUUGGGUCACCACGGCUUCUAGUAUAGCUGUCCAAUUUACAGGAUUCCCUUUGAAGUUUAACAGUGAGAGAAGGUUCACUUGCAGGAUUGAGGAUGUACAAUCAUACCCACAGAAGAGGCUCUAUCUAUGAUGAAAGGGUCUUACAGUGCUACUCGUUUGGAAGUUGUCAAAGUGUAUUUCUUGCUCUUGUUUUUUUAAAUGAUACUUUUUACCUUUAA